AAAGUUCCAAUCGAUUUGAUCAUCCAGAAAAGGCGACACCGGAGAUACUUCCCUCACGCCACAAUGUUCUACAGAGGAUAUGGAGAUAGUCGUGAUGGGCGUGAAAUGGGGCCUAAGCGACAAAGAAUGAUAGAACAAGCUCCUCCUCCUCCAGGAACAUUCUAUGGACCUCAUCCUGGUUCUGCCUUUAUGUUUAACCCUUACGGAUACGCUACUCCUCCUCCUGUUUUCCCUGUGGUUAGACUCCGUGGCCUGCCGUUUGAUUGCGCUGAGCUCGACGUUGUGGAGUUCUUCCGUGGCUUAGAUGUGGUUGACGUCUUGUUUGUUCACAAGAACAAUAAGGUCACUGGUGAAGCCUUUUGUGUUCUUGGUGUUCCUCUCCAGGUCGAUUUCGCGUUACAUAAGAACAGGCAGAACAUGGGCAGGAGAUAUGUGGAGGUUUUUAGAAGUACCAAGCAAGAGUAUUAUAAGGCUAUUGCUAAUGAGGUUGCGGAGUCUCGUGUCCAUGGUACGGUUACUGGUGGUGGUGGCGACGGUGGAGGUGGAGGUGGUGGAAGAGGUGGACAUUCACCUCGUAGACACGUGCAGAGAGCUAGGUCGAGUGAUGAUGGGAAAGAGAAUGCUGAGCAUACGGGUAUCUUGAGAUUGAGAGGGUUGCCUUUCUCGGCAGGGAAGGAAGACAUACUUGACUUCUUCAAAGAUUUUGAUCUGUCUGAAGACUCUGUUCAUGUUACUGUCAAUGGUGAAGGGAGACCCACUGGAGACGCGUUUGUCGAGUUUAGGGGCGGUGAAGAAUCGAGAGCUGCGAUGGUUAAGGACAGGAAGAUGCUUGGGAGCCGGUACAUAGAACUGUUCCCUUCUUCGGUUGAAGAGUUAGAGGAUGCGCUAUCAAGAGGAAGGUGAUCCACCACGACACUACUUGUUAUGGUACUUUCAUACUUUCUUUUCGUUAAUGGUUGUCAGAAGAUCACAAUUUGGACACGUUAAUGGUUUUGGGUUUUGAUGUAUUGGGUACUACUAGUUUUAUCCUUUCUUUAGGUUUUGUUGUGUUGUAUUGAUGGAGAUUUCCAAGAAUCUGCAUCGUUGUAGUAAGUUUGGAGUCGAAUAGGUGGGGAAUCGUCUUUUGAUUCGCGUGCUUUGGUGCUAUCGUGGCUUUUGAUUCAAGCCUUGUUGGAUUGUAACAUUAUUAGGAAUAGUAAUCAUCAUGAUGAUGCUCGCUUCUCUUAGAGAUAUGGUUAACACGACAGAAACAUUGAAGAGAUAAAUCGUUUUGGAUCUUUUUGUAGUGUUUAUGUGAAAAGACUGAGAAGAAAACAUAAACAGGGUAAAGCAUUCAUCUCGUCUUUGAUAGUUUCUUGACGGUAUCUCAGACAUUAUAUCGGUAGGGCUAAAACCAUUGUACUAUAUAUGUGUCGGUACAAUGGUAGUAUAGUUGUUUCUUACCUCUUUUUCAUUUCUACUGUCACUUACAAAACCUAUGGCAGAAGUAUCAGAGCAAAUGUGCGGCUGGUACGUAAUAAUUGUUAGGAUUUAAUUAUUCGGUUUUCUUGGAAAUGUUACUAUGCAAGCAAAAGAAACUUGGGUGUUAUGCAAUUGAAAACUACAUCUUG
This is a messenger RNA of Eruca vesicaria subsp. sativa (arugula), 1610 nucleotides long. The record is from the annotation of a GenBank genome assembly. NCBI's taxonomy places the organism in Eukaryota, Viridiplantae, Streptophyta, Magnoliopsida, Brassicales, Brassicaceae.